AUGGAGGCCGUGCUGGAGCAGGUGGGGCAGCUGCCCGCGCUCCUGGCCGUCUCCCGCUCCUCGCUGGUGCGGGACUGGGACUCCCUGACCCUGGACAGGGCUCUAGAGUGGGCCCGGUAUUUCCAGCACCUCCACGACCGCUUCCGCACCCGGCCUCGGCUCCGGGAGGCCCUGGGGCGGCGGCCGCGGGGGGGGGGGGGGGGGCGGCGCCCGCCGCCCUUUUGGCUCGGGGGGGCCCUGGGGCGCCGGCUGGGGCGGGGUCAGCCGAGCCCUCUGCUCGGCUUCCCCCACCUGGGACGCUGCCCGCAGCUGCUGGGCCUGGCCUGCUGGCGCUGCCCCGCGGCCCGCCGCGGGCCCCGGGGGGGAUGGGGGCGCAGCCGCAAACGGGGGGCGGCUCGGGGGCUGCUGCUGAGCCGGCUGCGGGAGGAGGGGCAGGAGGCCGAGCCGUCUGGGGAGGCCGCGGGGCGGCUGCGCUGGCUCUCCGGUGUCCUGGAGCAGCUCCCUCAGCCCCGGGCCUUCGAGCUGGUGGCAGCGGCGUUGCUGCUGCUGGGGCAGGGGAGUGGCGCUGAGCAGGCCGGAGGCGGGGAUCGGGAUGGGAACAGCCUAGACGGAAACCAGGCGAGUGGAACAGGAGACGGAUACGUUGUUGGGCCCCUGCUUUCCUGGCUGCUGGGGAACCUGGAGAGAUUUUCUGCCUUCUGCCUUUUCCUCCCAGGCUCCCUUCUUGCCUCCCUAGCUGGUCACUAUUCCCAGUUAAGCAAACCUUAUUUGGACCUCUUAACCGGCUGGGGAAGCCACUUGCUAUAUGACCCUUUGCGGGGACAGUGGGUUAAAAGUUGUCUUGAGGAAGCUGAAUUGUCCUGGGAGGAGCUGAGGGAGCGCUUCUGCUGCCUCUGUCAGGGAUCUGCACUACUCAGGGGACAGACUCAAGCUACUCUGAAUCUCCUGAAGGCACGGGAUGGAGACUUUAAAGUCAGUGGCCUAAGUGUGUGGACUGACUUGCAGGUGGAAGUAGAGGGAUAUCUGAGGAAAGAAGCAGAGCACUAA
Messenger RNA from Nipponia nippon (crested ibis), 1047 nucleotides. It is a transcript of the gene FANCF, whose product is annotated as FA complementation group F. The record is from RefSeq and is a predicted model, not a curated record. Gene Ontology annotation, cellular component: Fanconi anaemia nuclear complex. NCBI's taxonomy places the organism in Eukaryota, Metazoa, Chordata, Aves, Pelecaniformes, Threskiornithidae. Gene Ontology annotation, biological process: interstrand cross-link repair.